Molecule: messenger RNA, 642 nt
Organism: Musca vetustissima
Lineage: Eukaryota; Metazoa; Arthropoda; Insecta; Diptera; Muscidae
Product: octopamine receptor beta-1R-like
Exons: 4
Biological process (GO): adenylate cyclase-activating adrenergic receptor signaling pathway
Cellular component (GO): membrane
Molecular function (GO): octopamine receptor activity
Source: RefSeq, a predicted model, not a curated record
AUUUGUGAAUUUAAAGUCAAUAAAGCGUAUGCCAUUGUCAGUUCAUCGGUAAGCUUUUGGAUACCUGGCAUUGUCAUGCUUUCAAUGUAUUAUCGCAUUUAUCAGGAAGCAGAUAGGCAAGAGCGACUGGUUUACAGGUCGAAAGUUGCUGCUCUGCUGCUGGAGAAACAUUUGCAGAUAAGUCAAAUACCCAAACCCCGUCCUAGCAUACAGGUGGAACCCUCAACCAUAUCGACGAUGCGAAGAGAACGCAAAGCAGCACGCACACUGGGCAUUAUUAUGAGCGCCUUUCUGCUGUGUUGGCUGCCCUUCUUUCUAUGGUACAUCACCUCAACACUGUGUGACAGUUGUACCACACCUCGCAUCGUUGUGGGCAUUCUCUUUUGGAUUGGUUAUUUCAAUUCGGCCCUGAAUCCCAUUAUCUAUGCCUACUUCAAUCGAGAUUUUCGCGGAGCAUUUAAGAAAACAUUGAAGUCCUGCUGUCCGUACAAGUUCAUAAAUUGUCGUGUCAGCGCUGGCGGCGAAAUGCCACCGUUUGUUAAUUCCACGGCUUCAUCGGAGAUCCACAUGAAUAUACUGCGUGCACGUCAGUAUGCCACCUCGGCAUCAUCGCAUCAACUGCAGACAUUAUAUCAAAACUAA